CUCCCCCAACAUGGCGGCGGCGGUGGCGGCGUGAGGGCGGGAGGGCGGACGGACGGGCGCCGCACGGACCGACGGCCAACACCUCCGCCCGGAGGCCUCCGACUGUGUUGAAAAGAAGACCGGCUCACCUCUCUCCUGCAGAGAAGAAAACAGAGAAGGCUUACCAUGGGGAAAACCGUAAAUAAAGAUUCCAAGAAAGUUAAGAAAGAAAAGCAAGCAAAGAGUCAUCAGUCAAACAGUACUCCUGUGAAAAAUGAACACUUCAACUGGGACAGUUACUUGAAAGAGACUGGAUCUUUACCUGCUCCUCCACAGUGUUUCAGACAGUCCAAGACCCCACCUAGCAACGACUUCAAAGUCGGCAUGAAACUGGAAGCUCACGAUCCCCGCAAUGUCACUUCGGUGUGCAUUGCCACGGUAAUCGGAAUCACCGGUGCCCGCUUGCGGUUGAGGCUGGACGGGAGCGAUAAUAAAAACGACUUUUGGAGGCUAAUAGAUUCCUCAGACAUUCAGCCCGUUGGGACCUGUGAGAAGAAAGGGGGCAUGCUUCAACCUCCUCUCGGGUUCCAGAUGAAUGCGUCAUCUUGGCCAAUGUUCCUCUUGAGAACCCUAAAUGGGGCAGAAAUGGCACCAGCAACGUGCUUUAAGAAGGAACCUCCAAAGCCAGCCCCCAACCAUUUUAAAGCAGGGAUGAAACUUGAAGCAAUAGACAAAAAGAAUCCUUAUUUGAUCUGCCCAGCCACCAUUGGAGAUGUGAAAGGAGAUGAGGUUUUCGUUACAUUUGAUGGCUGGAGAGGAGCGUUCGAUUACUGGUGCAAGUACGAUUCCCGAGAUAUCUUCCCCGUCGGAUGGUGUAACUUGACGGGCGAUGCAUUACAGCCACCAGGAAGUAAUGUUUCCAUUACAAAGAGUAGUGCAAAAACACAGUCAUCCCCUUCCAAAGUGACCCGGCGUUCAAUGCAGUCUCCACAGAAAUCUGCCGCAACUUCAGCACAGCGGGGCAAGAAACCAGGCCGGAAUAAACCAACUGAACAGUCUUCAGCUCCCAAGAAGGAGACUGCCAAAACCGUCCCCCCGACCAAAAACACUGCUCAUACUGAAAAUCUGAAAACAAGAAAGAAAAGCCUUAAGCCAGGAAGAAAAAAAAAACUUUUUCCAGAGCAGUGUCCUCCGUCAACUCCUCCUGUCAACUUGCCUGAUGGAGAAAUUAGCAGUCCACAGAUUCUCAAAGAUGGAAUGGGAGUUUCCGGAAUAACUGCCUCAUUGAUAUCCACAGUUUGCGUCUACGUGAACAAGCACGGGAACUCCGGCCCUCAGCUGGAUAAGAAGAAGGUCCAGCAGCUGCCCGAUCAUUUUGGCCCCGGCCCCGUCAACGUGGUGUUAAAGCAGGCCGUUCAGGCCUGCGUAGACUGCUCCUACCAAGCCAAAACCGUGUUUGGAUUCCUCAAGCCGGGCCACCACGGAGGAGAAACGAUAACCGCCUCUUUCGACGGAGAGAAACAUGCCAUUAAUCUUCCUUCCGUGAACAGUGCGUCGUUUGUCCUGCGUUUCUUGGAGAAGCUCUGCCACAGCCUGCAGUGUGAUAACCUUUUUAGCAGCCAACCAUUCAGCCCAUACAUGGGGAACGCACACAGCCCCAGCGCUUACGACAGGAGCAGAUCAGCAAAGGAUGAAGUCCCAGAAAACCGAAGCAUCAAAAGAUAUUCUCAGGAUUCUCCCCCGUACACUGCUCCCCUCUCUCCUAAAACACCCCCAGAAUGGAAGCUCGCCCCGUCUGAAGCAGAAGCUCUACCAGCUGGAGAAAAUGGCACCCCCAAAGAGCACAGGUUUCCUGAGAAAUCUAUGGAUUCCGCCCUGAAUUCAUUAAACCCUCCGAGCCCCACGCGUCGAAACGCUUCGGAAUAUCGGACCUCCACGAGCGCUUCCUAUUUUAGAAAUUCUCUUCAGUCAGUGACUGCUACCUCAAACUCGGCACCCACCCUGCAUAAGCUGUCCUCGGGACCUGCCGGAAACCAUUACGGCGAAGUCAACCGGAGCCGGACGCAGAGGAGGAUCGAGGCUGCAAGUUCUACGACUGGACCCGACCUCAAUGUUGUGAGGCGUGAGUUCUCCAGAGUAUACCACAAGGACCCUUCCAGCUGGUCUGUAGAUGAAGUCAUGCGGUUUGUGAAGGAAGCUGAUCCUCUGGCGUUAGCACCGCAUGCCGAACUCUUCAGGCGACAUGAAAUUGAUGGAAAAGCACUACUUUUACUGAGGAGUGAUAUGAUAAAAUAUAUGGACUUGAAGUUGGGUCCAGCGUUAAAACUUUGCUACCACAUUGAAAGACUUAAACAAGGAAGUACUAGCCACUGGGAUGCUUAAGGAUUUUGGUGUUCUUACUGAACUUGUCUCUCAGGUUUUACAGAUGCUGUCUUUAUUUAAAAGUAUUUUGCUGUCUUACCCAGUCCUCAGUUGCAAAAGAUUCCUCCGAAAAUGUGAUGCAUCUGAUUAUUUACAGAAAAAACUUGGUCAGAGUCUAGCAUUUUAUAGCACGCGAGGCGUCUGGGUGUAUCUCCGCGUAUUCUUACAGGCAACGUUUUGGUUUCGCUUUUUGAACAAGCUCAUUCUGUCACCUUCAACCGACGUUCACGUUCAGAGCCAAAACAGCUGAAUUCCAAAGGGAGGAAAAAAGGAUCAGAUGUCCGACAGCUUUUAUAAUGGUGGCCAUAGCAGUUAAAAAGCAGCAGCAGUUUCCGUCUCCUUAGCGGGUAUUGUAUUAGUCUGGACUCCAGGGCAAAUAUUGUUCAAUUAGGUUGUGCUCUCCAGAUUGCCAGAUAGCAAUAGCCACAAGGAUUCCGUUUAUUUAUGGUGGGUUGUUUUUUUAAUACUUUUUGAAAAACAAAAUACAACUUUUUAAAAAUGUUGUUAUUAGAUUUUGGUUUUUUUUAAUUUAAUUAAAUUACGGGCAAGGAGAAACUUAGAGUGAUCGGUUUUUGAAGGCAAUAAUUGAAUUGAUUUGAGGGAUUUUUUUAGGUGGUUUCAAUCAACUGUUCAAGUGUUGGAAGUCAUCAGAAUGUUCUUAAAAUAGAAUAGUUAUCCCAUUUACCAUUAAAACAUUCCAUCCCCUUUGCUAUACUUGGGCAUGUGUGUUAUAUAUAUAUAUUUAUACACACAUUCACCUCUCACACGCCCACAUACAGAUAUAGGUAUGUCUGUGUGAUUUUUUUUUUUUUAUUGUUGUUUAAAUUUAUAUUUUGCCGUACCGUAUCUGUGAGCUUCUAUAGAUACUGUACCAUAUUUAUAUUUUAUCUGUAUAUCUAUAGUUAUAUACCUACAAGUAAAAUCUUUUGUUUCUUACUGUUUAAAAUGGUACUUUGCACUGCCCCAGAGGUAACGAUGAACUUAUAUAUAGUCUAUUUUUUUUUACUCUUUAAAAACUGUACAUUAUGCCAUGUUUAUCAGAACCUCUCCACUUAACUUUCCUCCAUGGGGGUGGGGGGCAGAUAAGGAGCAAUUAGUAAAUUGGUAUUCAAACAGGAAGAGUCCCUGUUCUAUGCAAUACUUCUAGUUAAUUUAAUUGUUUAGUUCUGAGCCAUUUAUCCUGCAAUGUGUCACGGAAAUAUGCAUUGCUUCUGAUGUGGGACUUCAUUUUUUUGGCUUUAAUUUAAAGAUGACACUUUCAUAGAGAAGUGGUGCUUACAUAUUCAUUUUUGAUACUCUGCG
This is a messenger RNA of Ornithorhynchus anatinus (platypus), 3702 nucleotides long. RefSeq names its product Scm polycomb group protein like 2 (gene SCML2). Lineage: Eukaryota; Metazoa; Chordata; Mammalia; Monotremata; Ornithorhynchidae. Gene Ontology annotation, molecular function: protein binding. The record is from RefSeq and is a predicted model, not a curated record. Gene Ontology annotation, biological process: regulation of DNA-templated transcription. Gene Ontology annotation, cellular component: nucleus.